AUGCACAAUGAAAGAAGGCCUCGAUUCGAGCUGGGAAAGCAAGAUCCAUCUACUGGUAGAGGCAGAUCUUCUUCCCCUUCGCUUUUCUUCAAAAGCUCUUCCUCAUCCAACCUUUUGAGGCUUAGGAAGGCCCACUCGCCAAGUAAGGAACCCAGAAGCACGUCGUCGUCGCGUGCCACGCUCGACUCUCUCGUCUGCAACAAGGAACAAAACUCUGCCAGCUCUUCCUCGAGUAAUAUGAUGGUAGAUGUCCUUCCAUCCUUCGAGCUCUACAACACCUUGCAUAGGCACAUCCCUCAAGGUAACGUGAAUCCCGAUCUGCACGAUUACCCACCAACAUACCAGGAGGUGCAAUCUCGUGCACCCACUUUGACCCCAGAUUCACAUGAGACAACUACGGUCGCGAAUGCUUCCUCGACAUCUGUGGAUAGUACCGCACAUGGAGGUCGCAGCUCUAUAUCAGGAGAUCAGCUUUUGAAUCUCGAAGCUUUAAGCACUUUGCAUGAGCCCAUUCAGGAUGAUUUGGGUGACUCUGACAAUAUCUACAUUGACAAACUCUACUCGCUCCCCAAGCUCACGACCCCAAUCGAGAUCAGCAUCCGCGUAACAAAGGAACCUGCCGUGGCUGAUAGGAAGGUGGAUGAUGAAUCGAUCUUGAAAGAGUAUACUUCGGGGGACAUUAUUCAUGGCUAUGUUGUGAUUGAGAAUAGGUCAACUCAGCGUCAAAAGUUUGAAAUGUUUUAUGUGACAUUAGAAGGACGCGCAACUUCUGUGGACAGAGAAUGCGGUAAACGUACGGUUAAGAGGUUCUUGAGAAUGGUUGAUAUCAGUGCUAGCUGGUCCUAUUCUAACAUCGACGUUUCAAACGGCGUGAGCUAUGUUCCGGGCCGAAGAGAUUUCGAGAACUGUGUCAUUGGACUCAACAACAAUAGGGUGCUGGAACCUCAUGUUAGAUACAAAAAGUAUUUCAUGUUCAAGCUCCCUACUCAUUUGUUAGAUGUCUCUUGUAAACAUCAACAAUUCUCACACUGCCUAGUCCCGCCUGCUUUUGGUAUUGACGUCACCAAGGCUAGUGGAAAGUACUCGAGCAUAAAGGUUAACCCCAUGCUGGGAUACGGCCAUCUGGGGACCAAAGGUUCGCCCAUUCUCACAAACGAUUUAUCGACUGAGGACGUGUCGAUCAACUAUACCAUCGACACAAAAGUUGUGGGGAAAGACUCUAAAAGCAAGAAACUCAACAUUUUGAAGGAACGCGAGUAUAAUCUUCGAUUCAUACCAUUCGGGUUUUGCCGACCUUUCUCCGGAGAGAGGGCGCCACUCAACCAACUCCAAGACAUGUCAAAACUCAUUCAGGAGAGAAUCGAAGCUUUGAAAAAGGUUUUCAAACGGCUAGACACAAAUGAAUGCAUCACAAGCGAGGAUCUUCAUAAUACAGACAUAAGUGGAACAGCAGUUGAUCCCACAGAUGUUGACUCCGAAGAUAUAAUGAGACGUAAGCUAGACCAGCUAUACGUUAGCAACCGCGUCGAUCCCGUUUGUUCCUCUUUUCCACUAAGAAGCUCUAAAAUCAACAAAGACAAGGACAAAAAGGUGGAGGUAGAGUUCAAAUACAACUACAAAGACAAGCAGAAAUCUGCCAACAAACUAAAAAAGGGAAUAUUUGGCAGCUUUGGACCAUCUACCCAAUCACAUUCUACACAACCAACAUCUUCCAAUAAAUCAGGCAUCAUCAUCAUAACCUCAAAAAUACCCAAAAGAGGUCUCCCCUACGUGGAGCCAUCCCUACUCAAAAAGACAAAUAAACUGGAGAGCAAGAGCGAACAGAAUCAAGAAAAUUGGUACAACCUUCAGGCUUCCCUGCCUGAUAAAGAAAAGGAAAUCUUAUCCAGCUUCGACAUAGGCCUAAGGUGCAUCCAAGCCAACAACUGCAAAUCCCACCUUCCCCCACAGAUCCAAACAGUCACUACUGAACUCAUUUGUAUCACAGCAAAGUCAAUAAACUCAAUUCCAAUUAAGCUAAAUGCUGAUUUGUUGUUGAAGAAAGAAAGGUUGGAUGACAUUCAAAAGGUGUUCAAGGCUUUCAAGGCCGAGAUGGUUGAAUUGAAGGCAAAGUUUGAUGAAAAUUUUGAGCAGCUGAACGAGCUAUUCAGCAAGUCAAGAAGAUCAAGUAUUCAUCAGGAGCUUAAAUUUACUGACUUUUUGUCUGAACAGCUCAUGACUAAUAUUGAGAGUAUAUGCACACUGCGUACUGACGUUAGAUCUUUACACAACAUAUUCAAGAAGCAGUCACAAACUCUGGAGAACGACGACAAAAUCAGCGACUCGGCGCCCAAUAAAAGCGCGAGUACUGCCAGCAUUUUAUCGAACACAUUUAGCGGUUCUUCGUCGAACAGUAGCGUUCACACUUCGACCGCCGAGAAACUCAAAAACCAACUGCUUCACGAGUGGGUGAAGACUGGUGAUGGGGAAUACGAAAGAACUGUCACCGUUAACCUCCAUAUGAACGAUGAUAUCAAGGAAACAUUGAUUCCAACAUUUGAAAGUUGCUUGAUUUCAAGACUGUAUUGCAUACGGGUAAACAUCAAAUUUGAGGGUCAAUUAGGGGUUGCGACCGUUGAUGUACCUGUUCAGAUUAGAAUGUUAGAGCCAUGA
Lachancea thermotolerans CBS 6340 is the source of this 2652-nucleotide messenger RNA. It is a transcript of the gene BUL2, whose product is annotated as ubiquitin-ubiquitin ligase BUL2. Gene Ontology annotation, biological process: protein polyubiquitination; protein monoubiquitination. The record is from RefSeq and is a predicted model, not a curated record. Gene Ontology annotation, cellular component: ubiquitin ligase complex. Gene Ontology annotation, molecular function: ubiquitin-ubiquitin ligase activity. The coding region runs from base 1 to 2652 and encodes 883 amino acids. The transcript has a single exon. Lineage: Eukaryota; Fungi; Ascomycota; Saccharomycetes; Saccharomycetales; Saccharomycetaceae.